This is a messenger RNA of Anthostomella pinea, 1086 nucleotides long. The record is from the annotation of a GenBank genome assembly. NCBI's taxonomy places the organism in Eukaryota, Fungi, Ascomycota, Sordariomycetes, Xylariales, Xylariaceae.
AUGGCCUCCAAGCUCCUCGCAGACUACCCCUGGGUCUCGGCCCCGAUCAUCGUCAACGCGCCGAUGACGGGCUUCGCCGGCGCCGCCCUCGCAGCCGCCGUCAGCACCGCCGGCGGCAUCGGCCUACUCGCCAGCGACACCAUGGACCAGCUGAGCGCGGAGCUCGACCGCGCCAAGACCAGUCUACUAUCCUCUGACUCUCCAAACCCCAGCCUCAACCUCAACCCCAACUCCCGCACCACACUCCCUGUGGGCGUCGGCUUCCUGCUCUUCUACCACAAGCUCGACACUGCACUCCCCGUACUCGCGGCCCACAAGCCCGCCAUCGUCUGGCUCUUCGCCGCGCCGCAGCUCGCCGACUACGGCGUGUGGGCCGCCGUCAUCCGCGCCGCGACGCCAAACUCCAAGAUCUGGGUGCAGGUCGGCAGCGUAACGGCAGCGCUCGAGGUCGCGCGCGCCAACGCGCCCCCUGACGUGCUGGUCCUCCAGGGCGCCGACGCGGGCGGGCACGGUUUCGCGCGGGGUGCGGGGAUCGUGUCACUACUACCCGAGGCGACGGACGCGCUGCGCGCCAGCGGGCUGGGCCACGUCCCCAUCGUCGCAUCGGGCGGCAUCGUCGACGGGCGCGGAGUCGCGGCGGCGCUGGCGCUCGGGGCCGCGGGCGUGGUCAUGGGGACCCGGUUCCUGGCCGCGGCCGAGACGAAGGUGCACCCGCGGUACCGGGAGGCGGUGCUCAACACCAAAGACGGGGCGCUGAGCACGGCGCGCUCGGGCAUGUUUGACGAGCUGCGCGGGCCGAGCAUCUGGCCGACGGGGUACGAUGGGAGGGCGCUGGCGGUGGGCGGGAGCUAUGCGGAUUGGAGCGAGGGCGGCAUGGACAUAGAGCGCAUUCGCGAGCUGCAUGGGAAGGCGGCGGCCGAUGCUUUGGCCGGGGAUGGCUGGAAUCCGCGGGCUGCGGUGUGGGCUGGGACCGGCGUGGGGAUCGUGACACAGACGCAACCUGCGGCGGACAUCGUAGCUGAGGUACGGAGCGCUGCUCAGCGGGUUGUGCGAGGUCUGGUCCUGCCCGGAGCACCAACAUACUGA